CUUCGUCGUCUUCUUCUUCUUUACCCCUUCUUCUCCCAGAGCCGAAACCCUAACUCCUACCGAGCUUAAACCCUAACUCCGAUCGUCGGAGGCCGAUCCCUCGCGUGGCGUCUCACUCCUCGUCUUCGGGGAAAAAAAAUGGAAAUGAUUGUUAUUACACUGGUUGUACUUUUUGUGAUAGGAGCCCUCUUUAUCAUUCCAAGAUCUCAUAGCAGUAAAGGUAAAGCAAACACAGCACCCUCAAACGUCAAUGGGAAGACGGCGAGAACUUACACAAAAAAGGAGGUCUCAGUACAUAAUACCAGAAAAGAUUGCUGGAUCAUCAUCAAGGACAAGGUGUAUGAUGUCACCCCAUAUGUGGAGGAACACCCAGGUGGUGAUGCUAUACUAAAUAAUGCUGGAGGAGAUUCAACCGAGGGCUUUUACGGGCCACAGCAUGCUUCACGAGUUUUUGACAUGGUUGAUGAAUUUUAUAUUGGUGAUUUGAAGCCCUGACUCUAAGCUAUUCGAACUCUCUGGUCGCCGUAUUAUUUGUGUCAAAUGCUUUUGAAGUCUUUUUAUGUCCUCGAGCGUAGAUUUGCCAAAAAAUCUGUAUCAUACUGUAUAUUUAGGCAGUCAUACCCUGCUAAAACUAUUUUUGCACCACCAGAACUUUGGUGAUCAUUUUGAAAAGCACUUCUAGUUUCCUCUAUUUUAAGUAGGUUUACCCUCAAGUUAUUAUUUUUUUCCUGUAGCAAUGAAAGGCUAGCGAAUAAUUUCCUGAAUGACUAAUUUUAGAUGAAUCUGUGCAUAUUAGUUCA
Molecule: messenger RNA, 800 nt
Organism: Ananas comosus (pineapple)
Lineage: Eukaryota; Viridiplantae; Streptophyta; Magnoliopsida; Poales; Bromeliaceae
Product: cytochrome B5-like protein
Exons: 6
Coding region: 139-495 (118 amino acids)
Cellular component (GO): membrane; intracellular membrane-bounded organelle
Molecular function (GO): heme binding
Source: RefSeq, a predicted model, not a curated record